Molecule: messenger RNA, 1059 nt
Organism: Aspergillus pseudotamarii
Lineage: Eukaryota; Fungi; Ascomycota; Eurotiomycetes; Eurotiales; Aspergillaceae
Product: alpha-hydroxy acid oxidase
Exons: 3
Coding region: 1-1059 (352 amino acids)
Molecular function (GO): oxidoreductase activity; FMN binding
Source: RefSeq, a predicted model, not a curated record
AUGGUCUACACCAUCGUUGUCCAUUUCUACAAUGCAGGCUCGACGGACCAAGUCACCGUAACGGAGAAUUCCACGGCCUAUGGGAAGUACCGGCUGCGUCCGCGGGUAUUGGUCGACGUCUCGAACACAGAUACUAGCACUACCGUGUUCGGACAAAAGAUCAACUUUCCGCUAUGUGUAGCGCCGGCGGGCAUCCAGGCAAUGGCACAUCCGGACGGUGAACUGGCGACAAGUCGCGCGUGUGCUCAACAACAGGUCCACAUGGGGGUUUCGUCGUUCGCUAAUUAUUCUGUGGAGGAGAUCCGGGCGGCUGGGCUUGACAUUGGACCGAUACAGCACACCAUGCAGAUAUAUACUAUGCAAGAUCGAGCACAUCAGGAGCGCAUUAUCAGACGUGCCGAAGCGGCGGGUUGCGUCGCGAUCUUCUUGACGGCGGACAGUCCGAUUCUUGGCGUCCGGUACAGUGAGCAUCGGAAUGAUUUCCGAGCUCCUGAAGGUCUCGACUUUCCCAUGCUGGAGAAGACGUCGGAAAUGAUUCGAGCUGAGCGACACGAAGAUGGGUUCACGGGAGUCAAUUCCAGCUCCCAUUCAUGGGCCCGAGAAAUUCCCUGGCUGAGAAGUGUGACAAAAAUGCAGAUCUGGAUCAAGGGGGUGCUCACGGCGGAAGACGUGGCGCUUGCCAUCCAGUACGGUUGUGAAGGAGUGGUUGUUAGUAAUCAUGGCGGCCGACAGCUGGAUGGCACCGCGGCCACGAUUGACGCCCUUCCGGAGUGUGCUAAAGCUGCGAAGGGUCAGAUUCGAGUACACAUCGAUGGGGGUAUCCGGAACGGAACGGAUAUCUUCAAAGCCCUGGCGCUUGGUGCCGAAUGCUGCUGGAUAGGGCGACCGAUCAUCUGGGGUCUUGCAUAUGACGGAGAGGCGGGGGCUCGUAAAGUGUUGGACAUUCUGUAUACGGAGUUCAAACGCUGCAUGCAGCUCACGGGCUGUCAAAGCAUAGCGGAUAUUUCUCCGGCUUCUUUGGGCGUGGUCAGGAGUGAUGGGCCAUUAGCCCGGUUGUGA